Molecule: messenger RNA, 1338 nt
Organism: Penicillium chermesinum
Lineage: Eukaryota; Fungi; Ascomycota; Eurotiomycetes; Eurotiales; Aspergillaceae
Exons: 4
Coding region: 1-1338 (445 amino acids)
Cellular component (GO): Golgi apparatus; TRAPP complex
Molecular function (GO): protein binding
Source: RefSeq, a predicted model, not a curated record
AUGUCACCGCCGAAGCACUUGAGGAAUGAAUCAAGGGCUUCCCGUCCCCGCAGCUCGACCCGCGGGCCUUUAGAUGAAUCAGAUGAUCCUCUUGCACCAAAUUCUCCCAUUGCACCUACUGGGGCCAAGCAAACCGGCGUCGACGCCUUCAAUGGCGCAUCCUUCCACGAAUUAGACCCGCUGGCCCCAGAUAACCUUCCAGAGUCGCAGAAGAAAGAUCUCUCAUACCUUCUCCGGCCAAAUAUAUUCCAUCCGCUUUCCCAAAUCGAUAUUCCUUCCCCCCUGCGCUCCGAGUUUCCCAUCUUAGACCCCGGCGAACCGCUCUCGUCUUCCCUCGGCGUACUCGAGAAACUACUUUCAGAAGGCCGGUUUUUAGUAGCCGCACAUUUCGCGGGUUCCAUUCUGACCUCCUCAUUGAUAUCCUCAACUGAUAUAAGCAUCAUAUUCUCAUUAUUUUACACCCGUUUAGCUUGUCUUGAGCUAUCUGGGAAUACGGUGCUUGCGGCACAGGAGUCCAAAGCAUUGGAGGAUCUCAAUUCGGCCUUUUACUAUGUUGCGCCUGAGUCUGAUGCAGCCAAUACGAAAAGCCCUGAAAGCAACACCCCGCAAGUACGCCAUAUUGUUCCUUGGCCAUUGCGAGUACUGGCUGUCAGACUUCAGAGCAUUGGGUUUGGCGACUCUCGAAGGAGUAUCGGCGGUCUUUACGAGAUCGGGCUAGAAGCGCGAGGAGAGAUCAUGAAGAAAGACACAGAUGAUGCAACAAGGAAAAUAUGGAGAGACAGACUCGAGGAUUUGGGGGUGAGAAGUGUCAAUGCACUGGUCGAGAUGGGCGACCUGGAUGCUGCAAAGCGGUCACUCGAGAGUUUAAGGACGUCCGGUCCUGAAUCAGAGUCAAAUAAGCUAAGAAGAGCGCUUCUCCUAUUGCGCAUAGGUGAUACAGAUGCUGCCGCGCGAGUCUUUGAUGAUUCUCAAGACUCGAAAGAGGCUGCCUUGAUGCAGCCUCUUCUAAGCAUGUCAGACGGCCGCUAUAGCGACGCUGUAUCUCAAUGGCGGGCUCUCCAGGAAGACAGUUCGAGAAACGAUGGGGCACUUGUCGCCCAGAAUCUAGCAGUUUGUCUUCUCUAUUCUGGGGAGCUAGAUGAGGCACGUCAGCUUCUGGAGUCGCAGAUCUCCUCCAAUCAUUCUUUUACUAGUCUCAUUUUCAAUCUUUCGACGAUCUACGAGCUCUGUUCCGAUGUUGCUGGUCAAUUGAAGGGACGGCUGGCGGCUAGUAUUGCCGCCCAACCUGUUUCAGGGCAGACGAACUUAGACCGACCAAACACAGACUUCAAACUAUGA